AUGAUGGAUACUCGGAAGUCCACGCGAUAUGGUAACACCGUCCGCAUUGCGCCUAACGAGAUCUCCUGUGCCGACCCUCGGGACUUCAAGAUCAUCCAUGGACAUGGCAACGGCUGGUUCAAGAGCGAUUGGUACGCCAAGCUCUCGGAUCUAGACGCGGACCCUGAAGUCCACAAUGAGUUCUCUCUUGGCGAUCCAACGCUGCACGGAGCGAGAAGAAAGCUUUUUGCACGGGCAUUCAGCAAGUCUCAGAUCCGCAAAAACUGGGAAGGGGAAGUACGAGAGUUGGUUGAACGCGCCAUGCUGAAAAUGGACGAAGAGGCCACCAACAACGGCAAUGGCGAAGUCGACGUCCGCAAGUGGUGGGUGCUGUUGGCAUCAGAUGCAAGUUCAAGGAUGGCGUUUGGAGAGUCAUUCGGACUUCUGGAUGUAGGAAAGAAAAAUGGCUAUGUUAGAGCUCUCGAGAUGAUAAGUGCUGUUUCUGCCACCACGGCUGAAUUCCCAGUGCUCCGGACUCUGGGGUCGCUGAUCCCAUCAAAGAAGUCGCGGAGUUUCUGGAAUGCUCGCGACGCAAACCGAGAGUACGCACGCCAGGCUAUUGCGACCAGUCGGAGGGUUGGCUCUCGGGAAAACGUUUUCACCCCCAUUGUUGCUGAGGCAGAACGCGAGGGAAGCCGAGUUUCAGAGAAGCUUUUAAUCAACGAAGCGGCGGGCCUCAUCGUUGCUGGGUCUGACACGACUGCCAACAGCCUAACGUAUCUUGUGUGGGUCAUUUUGUGUCGCCGCGAACUUCAAGAAGCACUCGUUGCAGAGCUCAAGAACAGUCUCCCGGGGGAUGAUUUCAACGACCAGGAUCUGGAAAGCCUUCCGAUCCUCAACGCAGCCAUCAAGGAGACGAUGCGAAUGUACGGGGCUGCACCAGCAGGCCUUCCGCGCACACCUCCCAGAGGAGGCGCGACGCUCAGCGACGGCAGGACUUAUGUGCCUGAAGGGGCGAUCGCUAGCACGCAAUCCUGGACCCUUCACCGUGACCCGAAGACGUGGAAGAAUCCAGAGGAAUUCGACAUCCGCCGCUGGAUGCCAGACAACACGCUGACAGACACACAAAAGUUGGUGUACAGCCCGUUUGGCUGGGGGCCUAGAAGCUGUCUCGGCAUCCACUUUGCCCAGAUGGAGAUGAGAUACGCCGCGGCUCUCUUCUUCAGGACCUUUCCAACAGCAAGAUUGGCGCCCGCCACGACUGAUAUGACUAUGAAGCCAAAAGAAUUCUUCGUCAUCUCACCGGCUAGCAGCGAAUGUAAGAUCAUUUUACAGUAG
This is a messenger RNA of Lasiodiplodia theobromae, 1317 nucleotides long. RefSeq names its product Cytochrome P450. Bases 1 to 1317 code for a protein of 438 amino acids. The record is from RefSeq and is a predicted model, not a curated record. Gene Ontology annotation, molecular function: heme binding; oxidoreductase activity, acting on paired donors, with incorporation or reduction of molecular oxygen; iron ion binding. NCBI's taxonomy places the organism in Eukaryota, Fungi, Ascomycota, Dothideomycetes, Botryosphaeriales, Botryosphaeriaceae. The transcript has 4 exons.